Funneliformis mosseae is the source of this 142-nucleotide messenger RNA. The record is from the annotation of a GenBank genome assembly. Lineage: Eukaryota; Fungi; Glomeromycota; Glomeromycetes; Glomerales; Glomeraceae.
GUCGGAAGGAGGAAGUUGAACAUUCAACGACAGAUGUGAAUUUUGCAAUUUAUCAAUGUCGUAAACCAAAAUUGUUGCAUUUAUUAUUAUAUGCAGAUGGAGGUUUCCGAUGCAUAUUUUCUAUUGAAUAUAUUAAACUAUG